Messenger RNA from Centrocercus urophasianus (Greater sage-grouse), 1421 nucleotides. RefSeq names its product mitochondrial transcription rescue factor 1 (gene MTRES1). Bases 305 to 1126 code for a protein of 273 amino acids. The transcript is spliced from 3 exons. Lineage: Eukaryota; Metazoa; Chordata; Aves; Galliformes; Phasianidae. The record is from RefSeq and is a predicted model, not a curated record.
UCUGGGCAGCCUGUUUCAGCAGCUCACCACUCCUAGUAAAGAACUUCCCCCUGACAUCCAACCUAAAUCUUCCCUCAUAUAAUAUAUGAAAUAGCUACCUGGCUGCUUCUUUCACGAAUGGUGUGUUAAAUGGAGGGAGGAAAAUGCCACAGGUAUGUUUAAACAGUUAAUAUUAAACUGCAGAAGAGGAACAGAGUAUUCUAUUCCAUUGGGGGUUUCAGCGCUGGCUUCUGUCUGAUACUUUACCUCUCGGUAGCGAUGGGCAGUGUGUGAGAAAACACAGCAGGAUGCCCACUGCGUUUAGAUGGUGCACUGUGCAAGGGAACUAGAUAACCAUCUGUCUGUUUGUUUUAACUGUUGUGCUGUCCCUGGAGAAAUCCUUCCCAGUAGUCAAAGCGCUUGCUUGUUUUUAACUAUGAAUGCUUAUUUCAUUUUAGGGUGUACCAUGACUGGCUUCAGGCUCCCCAUCACUGUGUUUAGAAAACUGAAUGUUUGGGUUGGACUGUGGGAGAAAUUCCCCUCUAAUAAACUCUUUCCCUCUUGGAGAAGAAGCAUUUUCUGUAGCUGUCAGGCAAGCACAAUAAAUGACCGAAGAUGGUUUAGCUUUUUCCCAGUAAAAUUCUGCACACUAAGACUUUCUCCAGAGUAUGUCUCAGUACUCUCUCUGCGGAACAAAAGUAGCAAAAGCUCUAAGAGGAACAGACAAACUGUACAGGAGGAGGAGGAGGAGGAGGAGGCAGAUGAACAAGAAAGUGAUUUGGAAGAUGAAUUGGAAAAUGACCCCAACGUAGUAAAAGAUUACAAAGAUCUUGAAAAAGUGGUGCAGUCUCUACGAUAUGACGUGGUCAUGAAAGCUGGCUUAGACAUUGCGAGAAAUAAAGUAGAAGAUGCAUUCUACAAUAAUGAACUCAGGCUGAAUGGAGAAAAACUAUGGAAGAAAAGUAGAACUGUGAAAAUUGGUGACACGCUGGAUCUCUUAGUAGGUGAAGAUAAAGAAACAGGAACUGCUGUAGUGAUGCGGGUAGUCUUAAAAAAAGUAUCUAACAAGACUGAGAGUGAAAAAUACAGAGUAAUUUUAAGACGUUGGAAAAACUUGAAGGUGCCCAAACAGGACGUACUGAAGUAGCGGGGGGAUGCAUGUGGCAGCAUGAGAUUUGUUUUGCAGAAAACCAUAUUGUUUGUUGUUAAAUACGAAUUUUGGUUAAACAAAAUGACAGUACCCUUUUUUAAGGGCUCGUGUUAGAAAUAUCUCCCUCUGCUGUGUACAUCAAUGCUCCUGUGGUAAAUGCCUGUCACUUCUUGCAGUUAGUUUUGUUUCAUGAUACUGUGGGAUAAAAUACUCUGCCCUCAUAUCUCCAGGCAGUUUCCUUACAGACGUUAUAUAAAAUGACUCAAUAAAGACAAAUUUGAUCACUGUUUAA